Messenger RNA from Carica papaya (papaya), 1706 nucleotides. The record is from RefSeq and is a predicted model, not a curated record. NCBI's taxonomy places the organism in Eukaryota, Viridiplantae, Streptophyta, Magnoliopsida, Brassicales, Caricaceae.
UGAAGCCCCCCAACUUCACGUUUCCAAGAAGUAAAACGAUCCUUCUUCUUCUUCUUAUUCUUAUUCUUCUCCUGCUUCAGUCACAAAUUCAAGCCACGAGCUGGUGAUAAUCAAAUCUCCGAAGAGGUCUAUAGGCGCAAUUGGAUAUGAAGCCUGACAGUUCCAUAAUUUUAGGGCUAAUCAAUAUAAAAUGGAGAACAUGCAAUAUGCAGAGGAGCUCGUGAGAGAGUUUAUGAUCUUCAGAGGGUUUACAAAUACUCUGCAGGCUUUUGAGGCAGAAUUAUGCACAGAUGUUGGUAAAGGGUUUCAAGUGGACAAGUUGUUAGAUUUAAUAUUUUCUGUGUACAUUCCCAAAUUUCAGGCUGAAAAAUUAGUUGGUCUUCUUAGUUUCUUCAAGAAAUGCCUUUCUUCAUCGUCCGAGACAACUUUUGUUGCUACCUUAGCAAAAUUGGAGGUUUCUAUUUUACGCUACUAUAUUGUAUAUGCCACACAAUCAGGAAGGAAGGACAAAGUUGUAGAAUUCUUUGGGAUGAAUGGAAAUGAUUUGCUGCAAAGUGGCAAAGAUUGGACUCCGUGGUUUGCCAUUCCUUAUUUAAAGAAUCCAAGCUUGGACUCCCAGUUUCGCAUUUACUUCACAAAGGAAUGGUAUGAAGCCUUGCGCCUCUCUGUGAUGAAUUUUUUCAGCGUGAUCUUCAAUAAUACUCGUAUCCCUGCCCUAUUGAAAAUCAGUUCAGAUCAGAACACUGUCAACCGUCUGAAAAAGGACAUCAAGCAACUUAAUCUUAAGUUGUCACAACUUCAGGCGUUGUUGGAGGAAAAAGAGGUUCAGUUACGCCAGAUAAGGAGCAAUGCUGCAUUGGCAACCAAGUCAAGCUCAGAACAAGCCAACAAUUCAGCUUCAUCAAACAGUGUGCAUGAAGAAAUCCUUCCACGCACAAAUUCUCAAGACGCUUGUGUUUAUGAGAUCAUACAGCCAGGUCAAAAAGAACCACAUCAAGAAUUAGCUACUGCUGAACAUGCUAAAGCUACAUCUGGAUCAUCAGUUUUCAUGUCUGGGCGUGAUUUAAGUUCUCUUUCUUAUCCUCGUACUGAUAGGCUUCAAAGCGAUGAUAACAAUCAAUCACCCUCUUCUGGCACUUUCACUGAAGAUGUCAGAGAAACACCGGGAGAAGAAGAAUUCCCUGAAGUUAAAGUAGAUUUCCAGGAGACAUUUUUGGGCCAUACAAGUCCUAUAAGUCGGUGCCGUUUCUCAGCAUCUGGGAACAAUAUUGCUAGUGCUUCUGCUGAUGGCACAGUCAGGAUAUGGACAUAUGACUCAUCAAUUCCAGCAACUAGGAAUGCAACCAUAUAUUGUGGGGCAGAGAUUUUGUCACUGGACUGGGAAUGUAAAUCUGACCGUUUGCUUCUCAUAGGCACCGCUGAUGGAGGAAUUAAAGCAUGGAAUGUUGAUGCAAAGAGGGUUGUCUGUGAUCUUAAUACAACUCAAGCAUUUCCAAGGUGCCUGAGGCAUGAACUUCUCAAUUUUCAUCCCUCUGUGCUCCAUAACUAUAAUUUUGUUCCCUUGCAGUGUUUUGGAUAUAAAGUGCAGCCCUAUAGAGCCUAUUUUUGUUUCUGCAGCUGCAUCUAGAAGACAUGGCUCUAGCUAUAUUGACAGUUUGGGGUUUGCUUCAUUGACUGUAUGGACAUGAAAGGCAUGGAAAGCUAUG